GUUUCACCAGACAGGUUGAGUGAUGAGGACUUAACCCCCGUUUUUCCUAAAGCCCCAUCUUGGGUCCUCUCCACAUCUGCUCCUCCAGUUCGAUUUGAGGACACUUCUGUGAGGUCAGGACGAGGGGCACCUAACAGAAGCAGGUUGCAAGGCCCGUCGCAGGCCCUGCAGGUGACUUGGGCCAUAGAAAAAGCGUGAGAACCACAGCUCCAUGGCAGGUCAUCCAUUCCGGCCCAUCCUGAUGGACAUCUUACCUUAUCUUUUAUGCUCCAGGCCCCUGGGGCUCCCCAUGCCCAGGCCUGGCUCCUGGUAGACAUUGAAACUACUAUUGAACAAAUUACCAUUCCCUUUUGUAAAGGCCUGACACCUCUAAUCUCUAACUUGGCCGAGUGAGAAGGGACUGGACAAUAAGAGGCUUCACCCUGAACUGCACUCAGCAGGGAUGCGCUGAAGCUGCCGGAAGUGAGGGUGGGAGCCAGCCCCGGACUGAGCUGCCACUCCCAGGAAGGAAUCAGAGCUCAGCUCUCCCCUUGGCUGGUGUCCCCUUACCAGCACUUCUGUCACCUUUGUUUUUCUUUUUUAAUGUCACGGUGAGCUCUGAUUUCAGCUGCUCUUACUGUUCCCCGAAGAUUUGGAGUUGCUCUGCGGGUAUCACAAAAACUGAAAUCCAAUCCGGAAUCUUCGCUGAGCUUUGGGGAAGUGGAACCAUGGGUGUGUUGUCAUUUUCAGCUGUCCUUGGAGUAGCGCCAAAGCCCCAGGAGAUACCAGACGUCUUCGGGCUCGCCCGAUUGGCUGCUGGGAUUGGCUGUUACACAAACCAGCCAUUUGCCGGGUGCUGGGGACCUUCCUGAGCUCCAGUUGGUGGGAGACCUUCCAGUGUGCGAGUGGCUCUGAACUGGGACAGAAAGAGAGAUGUGAACCACACUGGCCUGACAAAGCACCCUCCUCCCGCCCUUUGUCUCCCACUCGCUUCCUUCCUUUGUCACCGGCCCUGCCCCAGGGCUGUCCCACCCGGUCACAUUCACUCACUCACGGAAGAGCAGCCCCAAGAGAGGCGCUGGGCUCCUGUCCGCAAGGAAUCUAAUCCAGGGACCAGACGCUGUCUGAGGCACAAAGGAGUCCUGUCCUGCGGGUUGAAAGCAGGAAGGGGCAUCUGGACAGGGACUUGGUCUCGUUCAGGGAACCGUUUCUAGGAGGUGGAUUCUUUGUUGCCGCGACGUCGGGCAGAGUGCCCGGUUUAUGGUCUAUCGUUUUCUUUCCUGAGGAGAAUCCCGGAAUAUCGCACACACGACAGACAGAGGCAGUGGGUAAAGUAGCGUUUGGUGGCACGCUCCUCCCAGCUAUGGAGCCCUCACCACUGCACCUUCCUAUCCCCCACGGCUGACUGCGCUGAACACAGGCUUCUCACACGGACGUACGAGGUGGACCACGCACAGUCAUGGAAGUGAGAACUAGCACUGGCGUAAGCCUUGCAAAGUGUGUUUUCUGUAGAAAUAGUAGAGACAGAAAGGAAGGCUCUCAUCCAAAACUGGCCGGGUAGCGCAGUUGGUUAGAGCAUCACCCCGAUGCACCAAGGCUGCGGGUGCGAUCCCCAGUUGGUACGGAGAGGUAUCAACAAUGAAUGCAUCAGUCUUCGGCAAGCAGAGCCCCUGUCCAUGGGCACCUUGGGCUCAUUUCGCUUUCCUGCCCCGCUGACCAGAAUAUGCCCCGUGCCCUGGGCACACUGGUACAGGGAGAAGCCGGCAUUGCUGUCCCUGGGAGCAGGAGUCCCUCGGGUCCAGGUGGCCGGCAAGAAGGACCACCCCGCCCUGCUCUCCCUGGAAGAGAGUGACCUGGAAGAGCAGUUUGUGAAAGGACACGGUCCGGGGGGCCAGGCAACCAACAAGACCAGCAACUGCGUGGUGCUGAAGCACGUGCCCUCGGGCCUGGUCGUCAAGUGCCAUCAGACGAGGUCCCUCGAUCAGAACAGGAAGCUGGCUCGGAAAAUCCUGCAAGAGAAAGUGGACGUUUUCUACAACGAGGAAAACAGUGUCGCUUACAGAGAAAGACGCGAAGCAGAGAAGAAAAAGCAAGAACGGAAAAAGAGAGCAAAGCAGACCCUGGAAAAGAAGAGGCUGCUGAAGGAACUCUGGGAGGCGAGUAAGAGCUCCACGGCGGGAACAGCGGGUUCGGAGUGAGGAGCCGCCGGAGGCUUUCGAGGAAGAAGGCGGGGUCCCUCACCCGCAUGGCUACAGGGCUCCAAAAGCAGUAUUUGCGCGGUUUAAAAAGCCUCGAAUUGUUUUACAUGGCGGAUUAAACUGUGGAUAGAGAUGCACUUAAAAUAAACCUGAGAGAAACGCAGGCGGUCCCUGCUGGAGGACAGCGGCUUCUUGGGGGGGUUGGGGCGGAGGCGGGUCGUCGUCGUGAGAAGCAGCUCCGAGGGGCUGCAGGUGGCAGGCAGUUUGAUUUCGGGACCUGGGCCGUAUCAAGAAGGGUGUCGCCUUAUGUCUUUAUGCUGUACAUUUGGGUACCUUAUUAUCAAAGGUUAGGGGGGGAAAAGGAGGACUAUUUUUUAAAAGUAUAACUGUUAUGCCCUAACCAGUUUGGCUCAGUGGAUAGAGCGUCGGCCUGUGGACUCAAGGGUCCCGGGUACGAUUCCGGUCA
This is a messenger RNA of Myotis myotis, 2643 nucleotides long. RefSeq names its product chromosome unknown C12orf65 homolog (gene MTRFR). Gene Ontology annotation, molecular function: translation release factor activity. The transcript is spliced from 3 exons. Bases 1566 to 2177 code for a protein of 203 amino acids. Gene Ontology annotation, cellular component: mitochondrion. Lineage: Eukaryota; Metazoa; Chordata; Mammalia; Chiroptera; Vespertilionidae. Gene Ontology annotation, biological process: translational termination. The record is from RefSeq and is a predicted model, not a curated record.